ACGAGUGUCGGCAGUAGACACAAGGAGGUCUGCGGGCAGCACGGGACUGUCUCAUCAGGGCAAAACAAAACGUGCUCUCACUCACAGAGGAGCUGAUCAUGUGCACCUGGCUCAACUGAAAGGUCUGUGGAAAUACCUGUGCUUCCAUCCGCACAUCUGCCUCAUAAUGGAACAUCGCAGGUUUCAAGCAUCAGUCGCCAUCAGUCGCAGCCAUGUGUCAUCGUGUAGAAGAAGUAAUGCAGCACAAAGGCAGACGGGAAGUACGAGCCAUACUCUGUGAGUGAGAGUCCAUCAUGAGUCAGGGGAGACGUCUGCGGUCCUGUUGUCUGGUCCUGGAUCAUCUGGAAAAUGGACCGAGCUUCUGACCACUGUGAGAUAGCACUCCCAACAUGUGUAACUCUGGAAAUGACCUAAUUCAGGCAGAAUGAGCUCAUAGUGAUAAGCGAUUCGCCUCCACACUGUUGAUGGAAAAGAUUAGCACAUGGGCUCAUAUUGUGACCCGAGCGUGUGACGUUACAUGAGGCUUUGGACAAGAAACUCACACGGAGGACUUUCAUGUUAGAGGCAGAGAUGUUGCGGCGUGGACUGCUGGCCUGGGUGUCUCGCGUUGUGGGCAUCCUGGUUCUGCUCUGCUGUUCACUGUCGCUGCUCUACGUGAUGACCUGCAGCCCUCCCCACCCUGACGACACGAGUCAUGCUUUGCCCAGGUCGGGACACAACCACGCGGGCAUGGGGGGCACGCGGCCGGGCGUCAAGACGGGGACGGGCGGGACUGGGGUUGCGGGAGCGGUACCUCCCCAGAGCGGCGGUCCGGCAGGUGUGCAGUCUUACCAAGCACUUCUCACAGAACGAGAGGAGCAGCAUCGACUUCACAUCUCUUCGCUGAAAAAGCAGAUAGCCCAACUGAAAGAGGCGUUGCAGGAGCGCAGCCAGCAGCUCAAAGGGGUGCAGGAGAGUCUGAAGAAGGGACUAACAGAGGGGCAGGAGGCCGGGGCCAGGUCAAACGGCGGAGGAGAGGGGCAGGGGGCGAAGAGCCAGCAAACGGACAUUCAGGAGUUUCUCAAAAGCCAGCUGUCCAAGGCGGAAGUGAGCAGCGGGAGCAGGUUCCCCAGCGAGUACGCAGUUGUUCCCUUUGAGAGCUUUACGCUGCACAGGGUCUACCAGCUGGAGAUGGGUCUGACGCGGCACCCGGAGGAGAAGCCAGUGAGGCGGGACAAGAGGGAUGACCUUGUGGAGGUGCUGGAACUGGCCCUGCAAAACCUCAACGCACCUCCAUCUCAGCAGGACGGGAAGACGCAAAACAAUAAAGUGUACACCCCGUCGGACUUCAUGGAGGGUAUUACGCGCACAGAGAAGGACAAAGGGACACUGUACGAGCUGACGUUCAGAGGAGAGGGAGCUCACGAGUUCAGACGCCUGGUGCUGUUCCGACCGUUUGGACCUCUCAUGAAGGUGAAGAACGAGAGAGUGGACACGUCAAACAUCCCCAUCAACAUCAUCGUCCCUCUGUCCAGGCGUACGGACAAGUUCAAACAGUUCAUGCACAACUUCAGGGAAGUCUGUGUGCGGCAGGACGGCCGCGUGCAUCUGACUGUGGUGUAUUUUGGCAACGAUCAGAUUAAUGAAGUCCGGAGUAUUCUGGAGAACACCUCCAGGGAAGUAAACUUAAAGAACUACACAUUGCUGCAACUCAACGAGGAGUUUUCCAGAGGACGAGGACUAGACUUCGGGGCCCGAGCCUGGAAAGGAGGCAACGUCCUGCUGUUCUUCUGUGACGUAGACAUCUACUUCACUGCUGACUUCCUCAACACCUGCAGACUCAACACACAGCCCGGUAAAAAGGUCUUCUACCCCGUGUUGUUCAGCCAGUACAAUCCCGCUCUCAUCUACGGAAGCAGUGAACAUGUCCCACCAGUCGAGCAACAGCUGGUUAUAAAGAAAGAUACAGGCUUCUGGAGAGACUUUGGUUUUGGCAUGACCUGUCAGUACAGAUCAGACUUCAUCAACAUAGGGGGCUUCGACAUCGACAUCAAAGGUUGGGGAGGCGAGGACGUCCACCUCUACAGAAAGUACCUCCACAGUAACCUGCUGGUAGUGCGCGCUCCCUCACGUGGACUGUUCCAUCUGUGGCACGAGAAGCAGUGCGCUGAUGAGCUGCCCCCGGACCAGUACCGUAUGUGCAUGCAGUCCAAGGCCAUGAACGAAGCCUCGCACGGGCAGCUGGGCAUGCUCUUCUUCAGGCAUGAGAUUGAAGCCCACCUCCGUAAACAGAACCAGCAACAGAACCUCUAAAAAGACCCCCAGCACUACUAGUUUUAUCUUUUUAUUGACUCUUUCCUGCAAGAGUAUAUCAUCACAGAAUGUCAUAAUCACAUAUUUUAUCUCCCAAACAAUUUAGAAGGCUGCAAACAACAACAACAACAACACAGCCAAUAUUUUGUGCAUAUUGGGAACUGAGCCAUAUUGUGGUUUGUGGUGACCAACAGUGUCACCUAGUGGACAGAAACGUGACAUGCAGCACCUCUGGCUCAUUGUACUGUAUUUAUUUACUUAUUCACUGUGUUUCUACAUUUUGUUUGUAUGUUUUUUUUUCCAGUGGAAAGUGUUACAUAAUGGUGGCUGAUGUGACUACUGUUACUAUAUUUUCUGAAAGUAGGCAACUAGUUAGACGGAAUGUUUUGUUAUAGCCUAUUUCUUUCAAUAUUACUUGUAUAUCUACAUAUCUAACAAAACACAGACACGUCCAGCUCAUUGGAUAUAAAAAGCUGCAUAAGAUAAUGUUUUUGAAAGAGGCAAUUACAAAGAAGGAAUUUAGUGACUAAAUGUACAAGCACUUCAGACUAGACAUAGACAGAAAUAUUGUUUCAGAGCCUAUAAGUCUAUCAGGACAUUUAAAGUGGCACUUUUUAUAUUGAUUACCAUGAAGUAGGCUGUACUGUUUUUCUCCAUUCAAGUAAGUGUUAAAUAAAAUGUUGACUGAUGUGCACAUCAUAUUUUAUCUG
Molecule: messenger RNA, 3002 nt
Organism: Periophthalmus magnuspinnatus
Lineage: Eukaryota; Metazoa; Chordata; Actinopteri; Gobiiformes; Gobiidae
Gene: csgalnact1a
Product: chondroitin sulfate N-acetylgalactosaminyltransferase 1a
Exons: 8
Coding region: 556-2292 (578 amino acids)
Cellular component (GO): Golgi cisterna membrane
Molecular function (GO): glucuronosyl-N-acetylgalactosaminyl-proteoglycan 4-beta-N-acetylgalactosaminyltransferase activity
Source: RefSeq, a predicted model, not a curated record